This is a messenger RNA of Heterostelium album PN500, 2628 nucleotides long. RefSeq lists its product as uncharacterized. Gene Ontology annotation, cellular component: cytoplasmic microtubule. Gene Ontology annotation, biological process: microtubule cytoskeleton organization. Lineage: Eukaryota; Evosea; Eumycetozoa; Acytosteliales; Acytosteliaceae. Bases 1 to 2628 code for a protein of 875 amino acids. The transcript is spliced from 2 exons. The record is from RefSeq and is a predicted model, not a curated record. Gene Ontology annotation, molecular function: microtubule binding.
AUGACAUCAAAUAUGAAAUCAAGAAUGUCUGUUAGUGGUGGUGGUGGUGGUGGUGGAGCAAGCUCUACAAGUACAAGCAGUCUGUCAUCGACUUCAAGGUUGAAUCAACCUGUAAAACAUGAUAUGUCACCUAUUGAUUUUGAUUCAGAAAAAGAUUUACAGAAGCAAAUGGAAGAGAUAUCAGCAGAGUUUAAAUUGAAAGAAUCUAGAGAUUGGUCGUUUCGAUACAAGGCACUCAUUCAACUACAGAGAGUAGUUGCAGGUAAUGCAGUGGAGAUGAAAAACUUUGUGGUUUUACUACGUCAGAUGAGUCCGGGUUUGGUAGAGCAGGUCACAGAGUUGCGAUCUACUAUUGUCAAAGAAGCUUGUGCAGUUGUCUCACAAGUCGCCACACGACUCAGGAGUCGAUUCGAACCACUCGCUCUCCUCUAUAUGAAUGCGCUUCUAAAGGUUGUAGUUGUAAAAGUUACAAUCAUAGCUGAAGCAGCACACAAUGCAAUAAAGUCUAUACUCAAUUCCGUGCAGACUAAAACACUGCUGGCGAACAUACUGAUCGCGUCUGGAGACCAGCACAAUGAAGCGCUAAGACGUCGCGCUUCAGAGUAUUUACUCAUUAUUUUGGGUCGUGCUAUCGAUGAGCCCGAUAUGGUGCUCAUGUCGUCGGUCGCAGCAGUGGAGGCUGCUAUAUCGCGUCUGCUUGUCGAUGGUGGUUCCGACAUUCGCGCCAACACCCGACUUUGUUUUUGGGCAUAUCUCGAGUUGAGUGAGGAGAGAGCAUUGGCAAUGCUCUACGAAUACACACCCACCACACAAAAGAACCUCUUUUCAAUGAUCAACACACUACCACCAUCACAACACCAAUUGGCGCUCAAAAUCCAACAGGCGUUGCUCGAAGAAGAUCAAGAUCAACAACUAAUGACAGAAUCAACAGAUUUGGAUUUUGACAUGAAUGACUUUAAAAAAGAUCAGUCAACAACAACAACAACUACAACCUCUAGUUCGAUACCAACAUCGCGCGCCAAGACACCGACUGGUGGAUCAAGUAUACCAACAGGUAGACAGUCUGGUUUGAAAGGAAAGAUUAGUACAACAACUACUACUACUACAACAACACCAACAGGUUUAUCGUCUUCGACAUCAUCUAAGCCAUCAUCAUCGACUGCAAGUGGAUCAUCAUUGAGAGGUGCAUCUACUUCAUCUACGGUGAGAAGUAAGAGCAGUCUUGGAAUGACAAAAACAACGACUACUCCUGUCAGUUCGACAAGUUCGAGAGCAUCUUCUGCCAGUCCAAACGUAUCGUCAUCGAAUCUCUCUGGUCGAUACAGUAGCAUUGGUAGUAGAAUCUCACAGCCUACCACCGGUAAGCCAACACUUGCACAGACACUCAAGAGCUCACAGACAAAGUUGGCAGCUAUCACCAACUUACAACAGAAACAACAACAACAACCAGCUUCACUUACAAAAUCAAAGAGUAGUACUUCACUUGGUGGUACAUCAUCAACUUCCACUCCAUCGUCAUCAACAACAACAACAUCAUCAUCAACUAUUUCAAAGAGAACAACAUCACCUUCAUCAACAACAAAAACAACCUCAGCAUCAUCACUAUCGAAAUCAACUGUAAAUCCAACUACCACUUCAAAUUCACUCACUAAAUCAAUUCGACCAUCUACAACAACAUCAACAGCAUCAUUAUCAAAGAGUACAAUAGGAUCAACAUCAUUACCAUCCACUUCAUCCACACCAACUAAAACACCGGUUACCUCUGUCACUUCAACAACCACAUCAUCAUCACCAACAGUAGCAAGACUCAAUGAGAAAAUGAAGGCAUUGUCCACUUCCACCUCAGCAAGCAAACCGACUACCUCUGUAGCCAAACGAGCAUCAAAGGAGAUCGAUGAACACCUCCUAAAAGAAGCAGAGAGUAUAUUGGAUCGAGAUGUUCAAGAUAUUGGCGAUGUCGACGAUCUCAUCAAGUAUAGUAACACCAUUGUCGAAUCACUUGCCAAGAUCGAUAUGGAGAUAGACUCACUCCAGGAUUCACAAUUCAAUGAGAUAUCCGAUGCCCUGGCAACAAACAUUCGUGAUGCCAAACGUGGAUUAUCACUCAUUGACGAUGAUCCAAACAAUGAAUUGAAAUUAGAAGACUUGGAAUUGGAUGACAACGAUGACGAUGAUGAUGAUAACAAUGACAAUGACAACACCAAUACAAGACAAAAGAAUUUAAGUAGAAGUAGCAGUAUUGGUGAACUUGCAUUGCGUGGUGGUGGUGGAAGUACACUACGUAGACAGAAUAGCAAUGAAGAUUUCAAUUGGAUAGAGGACUCUGUUGAUCAGACAAUGAUUGGUGAUGAUCUAUUAGAGUUUGAUGACAAUCAGUUGUUGGACGACCAACUGACCAAUCAUCAUCAUCAUCACCUCAAUGGUAAAAAGAAAAACGAUAGACACAACUUGAUCACUGACGACGAUGACGAUAUCUACGACGUCGAUGAUAUUCAACUAAACUUCAAGUCACCCUCUAGUAAUCUUAGUAGUAACAAUAACAGUAACAGUAGUUCCACAAACAACAGUACCAACAAUAGUAAAAGAAAUAGUUUAAAUUUGGAUUUAGAAUUAGAGUUGAACAGUUAA